GGACGCCACAUAUUAAAUAGAUUUAAUUGUCCUGUACCGGUACACAAGCCUCAGAAACUUCAUUAUAUAGACUGGGAAUGAUAUAUUUAACCUUCCCCCCUCUGAUUAUCAUGUCCGCUUUGCUAUCAUGUGGCACCAGCGACUGAAGCUACCUGAACCUCGCCCCUCAUUUGGCACCCGAACAGCCUCGCUCAGAUCAACAAACCCUUGGUCAAGGAAAGGCUCACGAAUAACGUCCCUCCGCCGGAAACCGCAAAAUAUCCCGAAUCGGCGGAAUUCCAUCCCUCCUCCGCGCCGGGGAGACCGGGCGAAUGCGCAAUCUGGGCCUGAAAACGCUCCCGCCUCGGCGCAAGACUCUGUCUCCGCAACACUACGGGAUACCAACCCGCAAGACAACACACUUAUCUCUCCCGUUCACAUCCCAGAAGAUCCACAUGCAGUUCUUAGGGAGACCCAUCCAGCUGCGGGGCUCCUAGCAAACUCCGGCUUGGUUGUCCAGAGGCAGCUGGAGAUGAUGAAUGUGCUCCUUGGCUUCGAACAAGCCAACCGGUAUACAAUAUUGGAUGCGCAAGGGAACCAUGUCGGAUACAUAGCUGAGCAGGGGAAUAGUAUGGGUAGCAUGCUCGCUCGUCAAUGGUUUCGAACACAUCGCGCGUUUGUCACUCAUGUCUUUGACAAACAUCAAAAUGAAGUCCUACGUUUUCACCGGCCCUUCUCAUGGAUAAAUAGUCGAAUCCGAGUUUACGAUCCGUUAGACGUAGCCUCUUCAUCCCAUUCAUCCUCAGCCGCCGUCCAAACCAACGCUGCGGAACCCCUUGUUGCUGCUACCUCAGGCGAUUCAGCGCGAAUAUCCUCCCUUGACCUUGCAGAUAUGCGCGUGGUUGGUGAAACUCAUUCUCAAUGGGCUCCUCUGCGACGAAAAUACAACCUCUUCCUAUUCCAUCCAAAUCCGACUCCGGAGACCGAUCUCCACACGAAACACGUACCUCUAUCGAACGCAGACCUUUCCCAAUCUCAAAAAUUACAAGUUGCCAGCACUUCUGCACCCGGAGCAUCCGGCGAAUUUGGCCAAUUUGCCUACGUAGACGAACCAUUCCUGUCAUGGGAUUUCUCUCUCCGAUCCGCAGAUUCACGGCUGAUCGGAUCCGUGAAUCGUAACUUCGUCGGCUUUGCUCGGGAGCUAUUUACAGAUACCGGCAUGUAUGCGCUUCGGAUGGACGCCGCAGCGUUAGCGGAGGAGCGAGAUCGACAUCACAUUGUCUCUCAAACGCAUAAAGAAUCACACCCGCUGUAUGAUAGCAGCGAUAAGAGUGGGAUGACACUAGACCAACGCGCCGUGAUACUUGCCACCGCUGUCACAAUCGACUUCGAUUAUUUCAGCCGCCAUAGCUCUUCUGGUGGUUUGCCCAUUCCACUUUUCGGGAUGGGUGGCGGAGGAGGUGAGGGUGCUGCCAGUGGUGCUCCGGGUGGUGCUGCCGGAGGGGCCGUUGAAGGCGCUGCUGCGGAAGGUGCUGCAGGCGCAAUCGGGAGAGGUGUUGCUGGAGCUGGAACUAUGGCUGGAUACGAAGCUAUGCAAAGAGGUGCCUCUGCUGAUAAUCAACAGCAGCCAGAUGAAACACAACAAUCGCAAGAUCACCCACCGCCGGAGGAUGGGGCCUACCAGGACGAGGAGGUCUGGGGGGGGAGUGGACAGGAUUGGUGGAACAGAGACGGUGGAAGUAAUGGCGGGUGGGGUGAAGAAGGCGAAGGCGAUGGCGAUGGGGACGGUAAUGGCUGGGGGGAUUUCUUUUGAUAUGUCUCCCAUAAAUAUUACACCGCAUCUGGCGGAAUUUUUUAUAUAAUAUUGUAUUUUUAUAUUCUCUUUAAAUAACUUUUUCUACAUAGACCCGUGCAAAGAAAGAAAGGCAUUUGAUGUUGAUCCAACUUUGUAUGGAGUGGUUUACUUCUAUAUGCUUCUCGAAACAUAUCAUAGAUAUUGCUGCUAGAUUUACUACUUUAUGUUUGAACGCAAUGAUUAAUAUCUGCUUGUAUUAAUUAUUUUGUGUAGGGCUUUUUUUUUCUGUUGUCAUUACCAGAAUUUGUGUGACAACAAUACUGGACUUUCCGGCUGUUGACAUUGCAAUCUGCAAUCUGGUCUUGAAUUUUUAUACGGAGUAUUUAUUUAUGUUCCCCAAGUCUUGGCAUUGUUUUGUUUUCGCAAGCAUUACGUCUGGCACAAUAGUGCAGAACUUGCAAAACAGAACUAUACAAUCCUUCUAUCCUCUCGGCUUUUCCCUUUUCCUUUUUAAUAACCCCGCAAUACUCAAAAUAUCGUCCUGUUCAAAGGCCGUCCCCCAUCACACCAACACCUCUCGCAGGAAAUCCCGCUCAGC
Molecule: messenger RNA, 2372 nt
Organism: Blastomyces gilchristii SLH14081
Lineage: Eukaryota; Fungi; Ascomycota; Eurotiomycetes; Onygenales; Ajellomycetaceae
Product: scramblase
Exons: 3
Coding region: 128-1792 (554 amino acids)
Biological process (GO): plasma membrane phospholipid scrambling
Cellular component (GO): plasma membrane
Molecular function (GO): phospholipid scramblase activity
Source: RefSeq, a predicted model, not a curated record